CCUGGAAGCAAAAUUGCGCUCUAUAUCGAUACCUCACAGCCUAGAAACCAACUGCAAGCCUCAAACCCUCUUCGAGCAGCUGCCAGCAGACCCCAGGACCUCGCAUCCCGUUAGAGACAUCUCACAUACGCAUCUGCCAACAUCCGGUCCUAUCGAAGUGUCAGCGACGGUACCUCCAAGAACACAAUUUCAAGGUUGGUUGUUUUUAUUGUUUUGAACAAGCAGCGUGCUAAUACAUCUAUAAUAUGCUAGAAUAUUCCUACCCACCACAAACCCAGACUUGAAAACGGAGAGCUGUCGAGGCCGGUGCCGAGAGACCUUUAAAACGUGCCCAUCUGACGAAGGAAAACUUGGAAACGUUCGAAAAAAUGGGAGGGCGACAAAGGAAAUCUGCUGGGAAGAAGUCUACUGGACAAUCGUCUACAACCACAACCAACGACAAGGAUUUCGGCACAAAACUCCAACAAAAUAACAUCAUUUAUACUGCCUUCGACGCACGAGCUGCAGAUGAUGCCGUCAAAAUCAGAGAAUUGUUAGAUCAACCACGGGCAUCCGAGCCACCUAAUCAAUUAGCCUACAACAGGUAUUUGGUACUCACUGAGGAUUACGAAAACGAACUUGCAGUAGAGAUUUCCGCUUACCCACUCCUUUCAAAACGGACGGCCGAGCGGGAAGUCUCAGGCUACUUCCAAAAACCCAUUCCACUCGAGCCACAGCAGCUGUCGGUACCGACUGUUACAGAACCUAGGGAAGAUGUUGACUUUAAUGCGCGUGCUCAUAGGAAGACUCGGGCCCGAAUACGCCACGCUGUUGCUGUUGCUGUUGAGGGGCCGAGGGAAGUUGUUGAUAACUCCAAGUCGCGAAAGACUUGGAAGCGAAAUUCUCGUUGGCGCUUGUGGUUGGGGAAAUUUUUUCCCGCGCUGGACAAGGACCAAGACUCUGAGAGGAGGAGAUAUGAGCACCUGCAGAACCGGGGCCAAGGACACCCCAACAUCCUCAAAUACUUUGGUAGAAGCCCUCCAGAAUGCGAGCUAUUGCGCAGUGGGCUCUUAUUAGAGUACCACCUUCGUGGAACUCAUUCGGCUUGUUUUGGUAAGCUGGAUGCCAUUGGCGUUCCUGAGACAGAGCGACGCUGCUGGCCCUAUCAAGCCGUAUCGGCGGUCGACUACAUCCAUUCCCGGGGCGUUGUGCAUGGUGAUAUCGGGGUUCAUAAUUUCCUCGUCCAUGACGACGGCAGGCUGAUCUUAUGCGACUUCGCCAGGUCCAUUCUAUACGAGCUCGACCGUGGGAAACGGCUCUUCGAGGGUCAGAGCAGCCGGGACAUCUAUCGACAUUUGCGCGACCGGGAGUUUCCUGACUUAUCGAUGGUAGCGCUGCCGCUGAGAUGUAUCGUCAAGAAAUGUUGGAAACUUCCGGGAUACAAAGCUAGGGACGCACUGGCAGAGCUGGGUCUCGUUCGGAGCGCUGGAGAGAGCGGGGAACAAGGGCAAUCACUUAUUCGACGUCGAUGGGGCAGUGUUGCAAUACAUGAGGUUGAAGGUCGCUCAGUCACUGCACUCUGGCUAUCGUGUGCAAAGAUCUCGGACAAAUCGGAUAUUGAUGGAGCCCUUCGAUAG
Mollisia scopiformis is the source of this 1616-nucleotide messenger RNA. RefSeq lists its product as uncharacterized. Lineage: Eukaryota; Fungi; Ascomycota; Leotiomycetes; Helotiales; Mollisiaceae. Gene Ontology annotation, biological process: protein phosphorylation. The transcript has 4 exons. Gene Ontology annotation, molecular function: ATP binding; protein kinase activity. Bases 369 to 1616 code for a protein of 415 amino acids. The record is from RefSeq and is a predicted model, not a curated record.